CUUUUCCUAUUUUACCUGCUCGUUCUCUACCCGCCUCCCUAUGCACGCCCAUACCAUUGUCCUUGUCACCUCUGGAUACGACAGAACAAUCCGCUUCUGGGAAGCACUAAGCGGUAUCUGCCUAAGAACCAUUCAGCAUGCUGAUUCACAGGUCAAUCGCCUAUGUAUCUCCCCUGAUAAACGUCUUCUUGCUGCUGCAGGAAAUCGUCAUAUACGUCUCUACGACAUCCAGACAAUAGCUCCAAGUCCUAUUUUGACACUGGAUGGACAUGCAACAAAUGUUACAGGAGUGACGUUUCAUGGAGAGGGUAAAUGGGUAGUUACUAGUGGAGAAGAUGGCUCGGUUAAGCUAUGGGAUUUACGUACGUCAUCAGUACAAAGACACUUUAGACAUGGAGCAGCAGUUAAUGAUGUGGUGGUCCACCCUAACCAAGGGGACUUGAUCAGCUGUGAUCAGACGGGGUGUAUUAAAUUAUGGGAUUUGAAGGAGAAUUUAUGUACAGGAAUGUGGGCAAAUGAGAAUGAGAUAGCGGUGCAUAGUAUUUCAGUAGCGAAUGAUGGGUCUAUGUUAGUAGCAGGGAAUAAUGAGGGAAUAUGUUUUGUAUGGUAUACAGAAUCGAAUGAUCUUCAAUUAAAAGAACCUGAUUAUACAUUUCAAGCACAUAAACGUUAUAUUACAAGAUGUCUCGUUUCACCGGAUGCGAAACAUUUAGCUACAUGUUCGGCAGAUGCGACGAUUAAAUUAUGGAGUAGAGAAAAGCUUAAAUUUUCAAUUGAGAAACAACUUGUAGGACAUCAACGUUGGGUAUGGGAUUGUGCAUUUUCAGCGGAUUCAGCAUAUCUAGUUAGUGCAUCGUCCGAUCAUGUAGCACGAUUAUGGGAAUUGAGCUCUGGAGAGACAAUUCGUCAAUAUAAUGGACAUCAUAAGGCAGCUGUAUGUGUCGCACUUAAUGACAAACAUUUAUCAUAAAGAUAAAUAAAUAUAUAAGAAAGAAAGAAAGAAAGAAGUAGAGAAA
Messenger RNA from Pneumocystis carinii B80, 1016 nucleotides. RefSeq lists its product as hypothetical. Gene Ontology annotation, molecular function: protein binding. NCBI's taxonomy places the organism in Eukaryota, Fungi, Ascomycota, Pneumocystomycetes, Pneumocystales, Pneumocystaceae. Gene Ontology annotation, cellular component: TORC2 complex; TORC1 complex. The coding region runs from base 41 to 970 and encodes 309 amino acids. The record is from RefSeq and is a predicted model, not a curated record. The transcript has 5 exons. Gene Ontology annotation, biological process: regulation of actin cytoskeleton organization; TOR signaling.